AUGAGGCGCCGGGUCAAGAUCGCGCGCGAGCAGGACCGCGUUCUCGACAGGAUUUUGGACCAACAGACAGUUAUGCUAAAUGGCAAGCAGCUGCUCGGAUUCGAUGCUGUCAUGGACAGGCUAACUAAUCAUCCAAAAAUGGUCGAGAUUGGGCCUACAAUCCUGAACGAGAUCCAUGGCGAUCUCAACAUCCACAAUAUCCUCAGCCGGCUGAACCCCGAUGAGGACGAAGACUUGGCACUCAUCGACCCGCGCGGCGUUCCACUGCUUGGCGACAACUUGGACAAAAAGUUUGAGCGUGGUGACUACUUGUACGAUAUUUCGAAACUUCUCUUCUCCCUGACCGGCUUCUCGGAAAUCCGGAAGCGGCUCUUCAACUACGCUGCCGACGGCGACUCGCAUUGGCUCACAAUCGCGCCCCAUCCGGGCUCCGACACGAUGAAUGAAGCCGCCCACCUACUGAUCCCCGAGCUGGUGGCUAACCAGACGGUAAGACGCUGGAUUGAAAGCGUGGAGAAGCGCAGUGUCGAGUCCUUCGAGCUGCGGGUCAGGGUCGGCGAGGCAGCCCACUUUGUCGCUGACUGCGCUUGCGCUCUCGGCAGGGAUACUCCUUGGGAGAUCGUCCCUCUGUUCCUGCUCGGGCUCAAGAGGCUCAACAGCGUCGUCGAUCAUCUGGAUAAUGGUAGCGGCUCGCUACUUACGGAGCCGAAGUCAAAGGAGGUUUUCGCGUCGUCCGUGCAGCCAAGCGCAGACUUGGGAGUAGCAAAGAUUCAACGCACGCUCUUUAAAACAGAUAGUGCGGCGGCAUGGCCCUACGACGUGCUGGAGAUCUCGAUCAAAUCCGAGUCAGCGUCGAUGGCCCAGAGGUUGCUGCGGGAUUUGGUCGGAACGUACCUACCCAAUAGGACGGUAGUCCAUCUGUCGACCGAUCCGCUCGAGGAAGGCCAUCUUCUUCCCUAUUUCCGUUCCCCCCACCGCCAUCUCAUUGUCCUAAUUCAUCCUUCCAGAGGGAUCAGGGGCCAGACGCAUAUGCUCGCGGCCGCAGCGCGCAGGAGUACGGCCUUUUUCAGGGACAACCCCUUCAUCCAGGGCGAUAUGGACCGGCUCCGGAUAGUCCAUAUCUCCUCAACUGGGUCCUCCUCGCGCUCGCAGUUCACGGCCCGAAACAACGAUAAACUGCUGUCCCCGGGGGUCUUCGGUAUCUCGCCGCUCCAGCUGGCCGUGAUGCACCAGAACUUGGCGUUCAGUGGUGACAAUCUCUGUCUUCUGGCAAUCAAACGACCGACAUCCGGGUCAUCGUCGUCAUGGCGAGCGUGUAUUGAAAAAUACGAGGCAGCGAGCGGUAAGAACGGCGGCGUGACUGUGAUCAAGAGCUUCCGCAAUAUCCACCCGCACGAGAAUGGCGAGACGCUGCUGCGGGCGACGACGGGCAUGUUUGUGCCGCACCGGCUGGCGCAGGCGCUGGUGCUCAAGGAAGACGAUUACGCGACACGUACAAGCUCGCUGCUCUUCGAUCUCGUCCUACCACGCUUCAUGGUCAAAUCGGAAUGGGUCUCGCUCUGCCACAAGCGAGGCUAUGGUGUCAAUUCACACCUGGCGUGGCAGAAUACCGCCAUUUUUGGAAACGACUUCUCUGAGCUAGUCGAGCUGGCGCACGGGGGAGAUGGCAUGGCUUUCUAUCACUAUGGCUCAGAUGCCGAAUACCACAAGAUGCUCGCAGGCGUCCGAGAGGAUCCUCGCCUCAACAGCCUUGCCUACGUUGGCGCGGCGGUGAACUGGCUGCAGGCCACCCAGGCGAGACGCACACAUUCGAGACCGGCACGUGGAGGAGAGUAA
Molecule: messenger RNA, 1836 nt
Organism: Pyricularia grisea
Lineage: Eukaryota; Fungi; Ascomycota; Sordariomycetes; Magnaporthales; Pyriculariaceae
Exons: 2
Coding region: 1-1836 (611 amino acids)
Source: RefSeq, a predicted model, not a curated record